Coniophora puteana RWD-64-598 SS2 is the source of this 1194-nucleotide messenger RNA. RefSeq lists its product as uncharacterized. Gene Ontology annotation, molecular function: DNA-binding transcription factor activity, RNA polymerase II-specific; zinc ion binding. NCBI's taxonomy places the organism in Eukaryota, Fungi, Basidiomycota, Agaricomycetes, Boletales, Coniophoraceae. Gene Ontology annotation, biological process: regulation of DNA-templated transcription. The transcript has 5 exons. Bases 1 to 1194 code for a protein of 397 amino acids. The record is from RefSeq and is a predicted model, not a curated record.
AUGGCGCUGAUCAUGCCCCCCCGUGAUGACGGCGAGGAGGAGGUUCAAGACCUUGUAGUGAGAUAUAACACAGGGCAUCCCCUUCUAGGAGACGCAAUGUUUUCCACCCGCCCGGACCCUUUCGACCCGCGCAACGUCAGUGGUCAUCAACGUGAUGUCCAUCGCCCGGUCUUCGAUCCGACCGGCAGUUAUCACAUUUACCCUGCCAACGCGGUACGGGAUGGGUCAUUGACAACGGACGACCCCGAGUAUUAUCAGGACCAGGUCCUGCCAUCAAGCUAUCUGCAACCCAAUUUCCGGAGGGUACAAUGCGAUGGCGUGCCCCACUUGCAGUAUCCAGAGGUAGAGAACCAUGCUUUUCUACAUAGCUCGACCCCCUUCACAUAUCACGAGGGGUUGUAUCAGCCAACACCAUGGAACCAGGCCCUGUAUGACCCAGCGUGCGGGGCGGACUCAGCCUCUGAGGAAUAUAGGGCAGCAUUAGCUCGGCAAAGCGAUAAUUUCCUCGCAUCGGCAUUCUCUCUUACCGAGUUUGCAACCAACUCAUAUGUACCUUCUCCACCACACGAAGCAUAUACAUCUCCUGGGGUCAAGCGAAAGCGGGAAGAAAUGAACAAUGAUUACGUACUUGGAGAAGAUUUUUCUCCCGAGGCUGCAGGACCACCCGUCAACUAUCGUCAGUUCAAGCGAUCGCCUAGCAGCAGCCCAGGAACACAGUUCCUACACGACCUUCCCCGUCCCGCCAAGAGCCCUCGCCUGUCCGAGGAAACUCGCUCGCCUGCUUUACAUGCUCCUAAGAUUGAACAACCACACCACACCGUGCUGCCUCCAGCAGCUACCCAGCAUCAGAUCCAUUGUGACCGACCAUCCUCAUGCCGACCUGCACUCGAGAGCGGGACUAGCAGUUCAUUGGUGACCACCAUAAAGAAUGCUACCGGCCAUCAACCUGGCAACAAGUCUACAGCUCUUUCUAUAAAGCCUACCACCAGAGUUCGAGGAGAUAAAAAGCAGGCUCUUGCCUGUCUCUUUUGCCGAGAGCGGAAGAUUGCGUGUGGUCGGCCACCUGCUGACAGUCCUGAUCGGACAUGCAACCAAUGUGCUCGCCGUCGUCUAAAAUGCGACUACCCCACAGAGUCCCGGCGUGGCCAACACAAGCGAAUUCGUCGGGCUGAAACCGGUGCUCCUACCGCAUGA